Molecule: messenger RNA, 792 nt
Organism: Fusarium graminearum PH-1
Lineage: Eukaryota; Fungi; Ascomycota; Sordariomycetes; Hypocreales; Nectriaceae
Exons: 1
Coding region: 1-792 (263 amino acids)
Source: RefSeq, a predicted model, not a curated record
AUGUCCACACGUUACUGGGGAUUCUUCAAGAUUGGUCAAGCUUACCUCAACGUCAGCCUGAACUUUGGAGCACAACAACACAACACAUUGGCGGCUUUGGCAAAGAGAUCUCUUGACUUCAUGAUACCUACUGAAUACUGCCACGGGGUAUAUGGUCUCUACUAUUACAUCGUCCAUAGUAUCCUGCCGGGCAAGUCGAUUGCCGAGGUGUUACCAAAGACAGACGAUGAUGCCGUGAAGGCAGGGUGGGGGCAACAGAUAGCAGAAGCCUACGACCAACUGUCCAAGUGGCAUGGAGAUCGUAUUUGCGGCGUUGACGGCGGGAAUCUGGGGUCCUUCUAUACUACCAAAAACGGCCCGUUCGACGAUUUCAGUAUUUAUGCCCCGGACAAGUUCCAAAAGAACUAUGAGGAGGUGGGCCUAGACUGCUCCGAAUUCGUCUUCGCUCACAACCAUAUGAUGCCGCUUGCAUUCAUGCUUGAUGAGAGCAACAAACUAAUCGGAAUCAACUUUUGGGGCGAUGCUGGCUUCGUUCCCAAGGACCUCGUUCGUACCGUUACGCGCAGCAACAGUUUUCGCGAAUCUGUUGUCAUGUGUAAUGAGUAUAAUUGGACUCCAAAAGACCAGUGGCAGUGGAAGAGAUGGGUUGACAAUCCACUCGGGGAGAAGGGGUUCCGGGAGUUUUGGUACGCGAUGCACGUCUGGAGCUUGCCCGACGACCACCCCAACAAAGCCAUGGGCGUGGCAUCAUUGAAAGACGAGGCUCUUCUUGCAAUUCAUGGCGUUUGGUAG